Rubroshorea leprosula is the source of this 2320-nucleotide messenger RNA. NCBI's taxonomy places the organism in Eukaryota, Viridiplantae, Streptophyta, Magnoliopsida, Malvales, Dipterocarpaceae. The record is from the annotation of a GenBank genome assembly.
GAGUUAUAUACCAGCCCUUUACAAACCAAAUUUGAUGAGCUGGUUAUUUCCAAUUCAGGCAAUACUGAUAAUAAAUUCAACACCCCAAAGAAGUGCAACAAGAAUGGUCCUUUAACAGAAUGUUUAAAACUCAGAAAGUUGCCAAGGGAUCUGAGUAAAAAAGGAUACUCAGUAACUGUAAGCAGCAUAAGGAUACAAUAUAAGAAUUCAGUCUCUAACAAAGAUGACAAAAGCAGCAGCUUUGCUCGUACUGAGGGUGCUUCCUCGAGUCAUUCUUUGGAUAACAUGUACCUGAGAGGAGGGGCAAAAUUUCAGAAUAGGCAUCUUCAGCAGUAGUUCUGACACUUGUUAUUGGAUUGAAAUCACUCUACAGUAAUCCAAAAAGUCCGAGGUCAAGAUCUGGUGUUCUAGAAAUUCCCAGGUGGAUACUCUACCUUUCCGCGUCAGAUUCCAGCUUAUCAAAACACAGGAGAGGAAAAUAGUCAUUGCAGAGGCUAUUGGAACUUCAUCGCUAGGAUUCUUUUACUUUAUUUCUAACCUUGGUGUCAAAAACAAAUGAGACAAAUUUGUUUGUUCCCAUCUUUGUAUUUGGACAUAUGCUUAAUGAAAAGAGAGAUUUAAGCAGAAUUUUAAGAUUUCUUUAUAUUAAUUGGGACUUGAUUUUGUGGGGAAGUUGGGUAGAAUUAGCUCUUUCCCUCUUCUUGUAUGAAAGGGGGAUCCGCAGAGAGAUAGGGUACAGCUUCAAGUCUUCGUUUCUGGGGGGUAAAAUCGCAGAAAAAAUUGACAGAAUUCCGGAUGCAAUCAAGUGGAAGAUAAUAUAAAUUGUUUUGUCUUGUUUGCUACUUACAAAUACUUUUCCCUUCUUGGUUCUAGAAUAGGUAGGAAGGGGAAUGGAGUCAGUUUAAAGGGGUGAUCUCACAUGGGGUUUCCUUAAAUUUGAUUCAAAACCCUGUCCUAUACUGGUAUGCUGCUCUUUAUUUAUUUUUAAGUAAAAAUCUGCUUGCUGGUUGGAUAUUGAAACUGCUACUACUUCAGGAAGGCAUAUUUUGAGUUUCGUGUUAAUUUCUGUUUAUUAGAGCCUCUAAUUAUUUUGAACGAAUUGGACAGUUAUUUCUCAUCAUCCCAAGGCUUAAGAUUGCUAUGUAAUCAUAAACAGCAAAACUUCUUGUAUUCUUUGUUACAUGUUCCUAACAUGUUUGGUAUUAGAAUAUGCUUGUGGUGCCUAUCUCAUCUGCCAAGAACAGCAUUAGAAACAUGGGCAGCUUGGGCUGAGACCACAAUUAACCCAAACAGGCCAAGUGUAUUAUUCCGGACCUUUGAAUCUUCCCAUUGGAGGAAUGUUGCAUAGAAAGUCACUCUUUUGCUGCUAGUUUUCCGUUAUCAUGAUAAUUUAGGUUGCCUAUUGAUAGAAUUGAAGUCUUUGAUAAUGUGCCUUGUCUAUGGAUCUUUUCCAGAGAAACUUUUUUGUCAUACCUCCAUAUCAUUAUUGUAUGGGGGCCUAAGUUGGAUGGUCGUUAAGACAUUAGCUUCCUUGUUAUUUUCUGUUAUUGAGAAGCCCGUUCCAGAUCCUUGCUGAGUUUGUGCUCUGUUAUUUGGCUGUUUAUGUGCCUGGAACUUAGAAAAUUGAAAUGCAAACAAGUUGUCCAGAAUUGGUUGAAUCGUAAUAUGCAUGCAUGAUUCUCACUGUUUGCUAAUCAUGUUGAGAUUAUGUGUCAAUCAAAUAGCUAGUGUGUCAGUUAAUAGAAUUUGAUUUUUCUGAAUUUAUUGAUUAAGCUUAUGCCAUGAUAAUCUUACUGUUUGCAAAUUUUGCUAAUCAUCUGGAGCUUAUGUGUCAAUCAUGCUGUAGUGUGUCAGUUAAUAGAAUUUGAUUUCCAUGGAAAUUUUGAGUAUAUGAGUUUGAAAUUUUUCUGAAUUUAAUGAUUAAGCUUAUUAAAUGAUAGUAGAGUUCAAGAAUCACGUUGGCUUCUGCUCCCAGUUGAAAUCUAAGUGAAGGAGUACCUCCUGCAAUUGUACUUGUGAGCAGCCACCAUCUUUCUGGACACAUUGCAUUAAAUGCGGCAUUGGCAGAUGCAGUACUACUGUCAUGAAAGUUAUGUAGGAAAAUUCAUGCAAUGCCAAGAUUGUAAACCAGUGUACAAGAAAAGAAGUACUGCUGAGCAUGUUCAGAGGGGUUCUGAAACAUAAGAUGAGCAUUCUGAUUCAGAUGGGAGGCUUAGAGGUUCAGUGGUGUAGUGAAGCAAUCAAGUAAGAACACAUGGAAGAGUUAUGUUGUAUUAUUUAGCUUCAUUAUGUUAUUAUGAUUUUAGGUUUCAUUUGCAGU